GGGUCUACGACGGCGGGCGGAAGUGGCGAAUAACACUUAAAUGGAUUCCCUCGCGCGGUUGUUGACAAGCCCUUGCCGUAGCCGGUCUCUCUACAACGCCAUUCACAGUGUUUUGCCGUCGCACGGACAACGUAAGUUUUCAAAGCUAAAAAUUCACUUUAUUUCCUCGAUAAAAGUCCUGAAAAUUGUCACAAAUUGUCAAUAAACUAUCCUCAAUUGUAUCUAAGAGGUUAAAGAAAUAAAACAAUCAUAUUCCUUUGUUUACAGGAAAUUUCCACAUGGCUAAUCAAAAUUCAACGAGCGAGCAGGCGGCGAAAAAGCAAAAGUAACUAGAUUGGAAAAUUAUAUGAUUUAACUGAUGAAAAAGGUUGUUUUGGGGAUAACAAUCGUAUAAAAGAUUGUGUAUGGGUAGAGUGGUACUUUAUGUGAUUUAUGGUUAAAAAAAUAUUGUCUUUGCCGCUUAAUUUAUAAAAAAAUAAGAGGAUACAUUUGACUAAAUAAUUGUUUCGUAUGCAUUUCAGUUUGUUUACGUUUCUUUUAUUAACUCUUCAGACCCUUUGAAUGGUGCGAAAAACACGACGAAUGCCUUAUAUAGGAGGUACUAACUCUCGAACCAUUCAAGGAAAAGAAGGGAAGCAUAGGAAGGGGAAGAAUCUGGGAAGAGAUCUCAGAAAAUCUAAACUCACUGCGUGUGCCGAUUUUUAAAGUAAACAAGAGGUCGGUACGAGAGCGUUUCCAACUGCUGAGCGAGAAAUAUAAGAAAAAGAUGAGUGAGGAGCGAAAAGCAUCAGGCAUAGAGACAGACCUGUCAGAGGUGGAAAGAGGCUUAGAAGAGGUUACGGAGAAGGAGAAGGAAGUGAGUGAGCAGGGCACGGCGAAAAGCAGCUGUGAAAAAAAGCAAGCAGAGAAGAUGAGGAGGAGGGCGAUGGAGGGGAUGGCAAAACGAAAGCGCGGAGACGACAUAAAAAAAAAGUCACGAGGAUCCGGUAGAGAUACAACGGAGUUUCUCAAAGAGAAAACAAGUAUAAUGAAGGAGUUGAAAGAAAAAGAGCUGGAAAUACAGGCCAGAAAUGUGGAAGCUCAGGAGAGGGCACAACAACAACUACAAGCUAUGCUUCAGCAACAACAGCAACAACAAAAACUAAUGCAAGACAUGCAAUGA
Molecule: messenger RNA, 1162 nt
Organism: Nematostella vectensis (starlet sea anemone)
Lineage: Eukaryota; Metazoa; Cnidaria; Anthozoa; Actiniaria; Edwardsiidae
Product: mRNA export factor GLE1-like
Exons: 1
Coding region: 767-1162 (131 amino acids)
Source: RefSeq, a predicted model, not a curated record